GAACGGCUUUUGGCGCGCUCAGGGGCCGUCACGUUCUGCUGCAGAACCUUCCCGUUCCCGCCGCAAAGAAAGUCACCGAGAGGUUGGGAAUCACACCGGCAAAUCAUCAUCCACUCUCGGAAAUCACAAUCUUUGAACCAUGUCUGCGGAUCUCCGAUGCGUGAUUGUGGCCGUCGACGGCAGCGAGGAGAGCAUGGACGCUUUACGGUGGGCGUUUCAAAAUCUCAAGCUCUGUUCAUCAGGGCCGGAUUCCACCGACGGCACUUUUGUUGUGCUUCAUGUUCAGCCUCCUCCUUCGAUCGCCGCUGGUCUCAGUCCUGCUCCAAUCCCCUUUGGUGGUCCUAGCGAUCUAGAGGUUCCUGCUUUCACAGCAGCGAUUGAGUCGCAUCAGAGGCGGAUUACAGCUGCGAUACUGGAACAUGCUUCACGGAUUUGCUCCGAGUACCAAGUGAAAGUGGAGACUAAAGUGGUAAUCGGAGAUCCAAAGGAAAAGAUCUGUGAAGUGGCUGAGAAUUUGCAUGCUGAUUUGCUAGUUAUGGGGUCCCGUGCUUUUGGUCCCAUCAAAAGGAUGUUCUUGGGAAGUGUAAGCAACUAUUGCACCAAUCAUGUAGAGUGCCCAGUCAUCAUAGUCAAGGACAAGAAAAAGGGAAGCUCGUCUUCAGCUUAAUAGAUUGCAGGUUUCUUUUUUUCUUUUUUUUGUUAUGUGUGCCUGUUAUCGAUGCUCUGAAGUGUCGUAUUCAUCAAUUGGUUGGCCUUCUGCUUCCCUUUCUGCUCUUUUGUAUGUGCAUAGGCGUUGCAGUGUCUUGUGUGAGCCAUCUUGUGCCGCCAUAUUCAUUUUCGUCGGCAAGAUAUCCAAAACAGUAAAUAGUAAGUUUCUCUGUUUCUAUCUGUUGUCCGUUUGUAUGUAUACAAAUAAUUUCCAUGGCCUGGCUACUGAAAAUUGUCCUGCCUUUUGCCAACUUCUACUUUAUUGAGUAACUUUUGUGUGUGAUUCUUUCUAAAUAAUGUCCUUGUAUGUCAAAAAGUUGGAUUGGAUCUUUUUGUUUCAGAUAUUUGUUGUAAAAUUCAAAUUCAUGUGCCUCAA
This is a messenger RNA of Cucumis melo (muskmelon), 1084 nucleotides long. RefSeq names its product universal stress protein PHOS34. The record is from RefSeq and is a predicted model, not a curated record. NCBI's taxonomy places the organism in Eukaryota, Viridiplantae, Streptophyta, Magnoliopsida, Cucurbitales, Cucurbitaceae. The transcript has 5 exons. The coding region runs from base 140 to 667 and encodes 175 amino acids.